AUUGUAGAUUGUGUCCUCGCGCGACUCGUAUGGAAACGUCAGUUCCUCUAGCGUGCAACGAAACUCCCUUCCUGAUUGGCCAGUCUCGCGUCCGUGCCCGCAGCAGGUUGAAAUUUGAUUACGAACGUCAGUUUCGUUCCUGCUCUGUUCGUAGUAACGCGAGUGAAUUUUUUUCCUCCCCUCGAGUUGACUGCGAAUUGUCAUGUGCGCGAUUCCGCUGUGAAAUAUACAUCUCGCGGUGUGUAUUUGUACGCAUUACGUAACUCGCGUCGGCCAAUUGCACGCGACCGAACGUCAACGAGACAAAGAGACACACAUAGUUCGAGUGGCGUAACGAAAUUGUUGGAAAUCGUUGUGCUGAGUGACAGAGUAAUCGAAAGCACAAAAAGAAAAAAAAAAGAAGUAUUUCCGCCAAAAGUUACAUCAAGAGUCGAGUAACGAAGGACGAUGUAACGGGAAGUACGUGAAGAAAUUUCUCGCCGCGUUUAGGUGGCGUUAGAACUCGAAGAACAACGAUCGCUGGAUAUUCGUGUCCGCCAUUAUAUCCGACCGGUCGCCAUGAUGUGCGCUCUCGCUCCCGAGUAACACCAAUACAGCAACAGCCGUAGAAGCAUCUGGACGAUCGGUAGCCACGGUUCUACGAAAAUCACGAUUCCUCGUUUCUUGGACAAUCUCGUGUUUGCACGUGUGAUUAAUUUCGAAACCCGGUGGACCCGUCGAACCUCUUCGUGCGAGUGUGCGUUUUCUUAAUGCGUUUGCGAAUACGUGAGUCGCACGCUCGUCACAUCUGCCUUCGAGAACACGUAGCUCGUUGUUUCUUGAGGAACAUGGCUGAACAUCGUUUCGACGGUGCGGUGAAAUUGUGUGUACGGUUCUGUUGAAACGACGUUCCCCCAUCUCGGCUGUUGGAGCUAGCAGUUCUCGAGCGUUGUGAAAAUGACGUCCAUACACUUCGUCGUGCAUCCGUUGCCCGGAACGGACGACCAGCUGAACGACAGGUUGAAAGAAGUGGCAGAAAAGAUCAACAGAUAUGGAUUCGUAACAUUGCCAGCAUUUAGUAGCUUGAAAGUUGCAGUGAAACACAUCGUAGUUGGUCCGACACAUAUUGCCCUUCUUACAGAAGAUCAUAAAAUUUGUAGAGUUGCAUUUACAGUGCUGUCAGAUAGAUUGGAUUUAAGCAAAAAUGAACCAAAUAGAAACACAAAUAAAAACCAUGUUGAUAACUCGAAUUCAGCACCGAACGGUGGUACUAGCAGUGGAAGCGGAAGCAGAGCCGGAAUGUCUAGAUCACGUGCAAGAAUCAUGCGUGGCAGUUCUGCCAUACGUGGUGGUGGGAGUAGCGGAGGGAGCAGCAGUGGAGGCAGAAUAGGCCCUCCAGGUGUAAUCAUGGGUGGAGGAAGUGGUAGCAGUUCGCGUCCAAUUGCAUCUGUGCCUGCUCCGUUUGUACCGGAAGAUCUUAUUACACAGGCUCAAGUAGUAUUGCAGGGAAAAAGUCGUAACCUUAUUAUUAGAGAAUUACAGCGUACAAAUUUAGAUGUAAACUUAGCAGUAAAUAACUUGCUGUCACGAGAUGACGAAGAAGGUGAUGAUGCUGAAGAUACAGCAGAUACCUAUGUUCCGGAAGAUCUCAUUUCGUUGUUAGAUGGUGGAUUUAGUAAUGAACACUCUGUUAUAAUUGACGCAGAUUCUAUGUUUCCUGAAGACAUGUUUGGAUAUACUGGAAUGAGAAACCGAGGUAGCUCUUCACGUAGAAUAGGAAAUGACAGAGAAGGUGAACGUACUUCUGAGCGAGAUCGAGAUCGAGAUAAUUUCAGUAAAUGGAGAGAUCGUCAAUAUUGUGGCCCGAGACGUUGGUUGGAAUCAGCACUUAAAGACUCAUGGGACAAAGAUUCUGAUAAUAAAAAGAAAGAGUUGGCUGCUCAAAGUCCAUUAUGGAUAUCGGACGAAUUAGAGUGGUGGCACGAACGCAGCAGUGAUCUUGCUCCUCGUUUUGUACAAAUCGCAUCGCUUUAUAGUGAAUUAAUUGCCGUUUCUGCCGGUGGACAAUUAUAUCAGUGGAAAUGGUCGGAGUCUGAACCAUACAAACACCCAGAGAAUCUAAAUAUACAUCAUCCGAAAGCUCCGUGGUUGGCAGUAACUACAGAAAAGAUAGUUAAUAUAUCUGCAACAGCUAUUCGAUGUUCCAUUAGCACUGAAUCUGGCAAAGUAGCUACCUGGCUUGAUGAACUCGUAGGACAUGUUGCUUCUCGUCUUGAACAUCCAGCACAAACUUUCACAGAGUUCACGCUGGACAAAAUAGUAUCCCUUCACACCUGUGCUUUAUAUACGGUUGCUAAACUUGAAAGUGGUGCAUUGUAUUGGUGGGGUGUAUUACCUUUUGCACAACGUAAAAAAUUGUGGGAGAAAUACAAGGCUAAAUCGCGCAAACAUAGAUCAUCCACGGUAUCGUCAAACGAUAUUAGUUACGGCGCACAUGUUUGUAUGAAAAAUAGUCCUAUAUAUCAUCCUGGUGCAAUAGGCUUUACCAUUGCCAAUGGAGUUCCAAAAGUAGGGCAAUUAUUAGGGGCAGCGUGGAAUUUAGAUAGCACGUACAGAUUUAAGAUAUUGCCAGCUGGAACUCAUUUGCCCAACGUUAGCGCAGAGAAACGAGAAACGAAUGGGAAUAGCGGAGCAGGCAGUAUCAACAAAACAAAUAACAAAGAAACUACCGAUCGCCUCGACAUGCCUCCGCCGCCGUCGCCGGCUUCGAGCACGUGCAGCGACACCGGCAGCAUUACGACAAGUCACAAAAGACAGAAGCGAGUUGCACCUCGAAGUGAGGGAGAGUCGGAGCGAAAAGAUGAGGAGGAAUGGCAAUUGAAGGAUGUUGUUUUCGUGGAGGAUGUAAAGACAGUGCCGAUCGGUAAAGUCAUAAAGGUCGACGGUUGUUACGUCGCCGUGAAAUUCUUCUCGAAGGACUCGAAGGAGAAAGAGAUCAAAGAGAAAGAUUUCAGCACCUCAGAUUUCAAGGAUUUAACAACCGAGGAAUUAAUUAAACUGCUAGCUGAUUGCAGAUUGUUGAGAAAAGACGAGAUACAAGUGAUAAAAUCGUCGAUGAAUCCCAGAGCUCCAGACUGUUUCCAACGGACACCCCGAAGAGUGAAUAUCGUUGAAGGAUCGAACGAUAGUAUUUUGAGCAUCGCUACUGAUGGCCAGGGAAUCCACGCGAUAGUAAAAAGUGCAAACAAAUUAAGCUACGUUGUGUACAAUUUAAGUACUGGAAGAUACGUUCAAGAUUGUUACAUCCCAUCGGACGUAUCGUCGUUUCUGGGUUUGCAGCCUCAAAAUAUUAGUUUGACCAACUCUGGAGAAAAUAUCGAAUGUUCCAUGAUACUCAGAGAUGGAAACAACACGAUCUAUCCAUUAGCAAAGGAUUGUGCCGAUGCUAUCCGUGAUCCAAAUUGGUUGGAUUUGGUUCCAGUUUUAUGUAUUGGUGCUUCGACCAUUCCCAUACCGACCUGUUCAAAUUCAAACAACAUGAAAAACCAAGUCGCAGUUAUUGCAUUAGCAUUUGACAAUCUCUUAUUAAUGCCGCGUAUAUUGAGGUGCGAUUAUGAGAGCAUUAAGCAGGUAUUUUGCAAUUUGGAACAAGAUCAAAAGAACAAUGCAGCACAGAUUCAAUCAGUAUUAAUGGAACGGUGUGAUGGUAAUCGCAAUAUUUUGCACGCUUGCAUCAGUAUGUGCUCGCCAACUUCGAAUAAAGAAAAUGAUCAAGGUAUUGAACGUGAGCUGGUUUCGAAUACUGUUGACGGUCCGUCAGCACCUAUCGAGGAACCAAUUCCAACUUUAAGCUGGCCACCGGAAGCGUUUGAUAAUACAUCAGGAGAAGAAGACAGUUUGCUCAGCAUUGGUACUGCUAGCAUAUCAAUGAUGAACAAAUCAGGUAAAAGUGUUGGAGCAACGUCAAACAAUACCUACAUCAUAGAUUCCGUUGAAAGAAGAAACAACGCGUUACUCAUAUUAAAAUACAUGUGUGAAAGUAGCGUGCUAGCACCCCACUUAAAAGAAUUACUCACAGCAAAGGAUAUCCAGGGCCAGACACCGUUAAUGCUUGCUGUAUCUGUCCGAGCGUAUCACGCGGCUCUCAUUCUACUGGAUGUUAUUCAAAGAGUUGGAAAAGAUCAAAAGGAGUGUUCAGCUAUGAUACUUCCUGCGGAUGCUAAUCCAGAUUUAUCGCCACUGUUCGUCACAUGUUGCAACGACACAUGUAGUUUCACGUGGACCGGAACUCAACAUAUUGAUCAAGAUAUCUUCGAGUGCAAAACUUGCGGGUUGAUCGGGUCUUUGUGUUGCUGUACAGAGUGUGCCCGCGUUUGCCACAGGGGACACGACUGUAGAAUAAAAAUCACUUCUCCCACGGCUUACUGCGACUGUUGGGAAAAGUGCAAAUGCCGUGCGCUGAUCGCGGGCCAUCAAGGUGCUCGUUAUGAACUUCUCUGUCGUCUCGUAGUAAAUACCGAUCUUGUGACGAAGAUCAACUCACGAGGAGAAAGUAUUUUACUCUUCUUGGUUCAAACUGUUGGAAGGCAAUUGAUUGAACAACGACAAUAUCGUUCUGCGCUGCGACAACGUUCAGCAUCUGCAAGUCGUAAAGGACCUUCGUCUGAUGGAUUAGAUACUUACGUACCAGAUAUGCCAGAUCACGAUCUGGAGCCUCCUCGCUUUAAUCGAAAAGCUUUAGAAAGAUUAUUAGAUGAUUGGCCAGCAGUUCAGUGCAUGAUCAUGUCAGGAGUUUCUGUGAACGGAAACGAGCAGUUGUUUGGGGAUCAGGGCCAAUUGUGUCGUCAGAGUGGUACUGCCCUGCUUGACAAAUUCACUCACUCGUUGUUAUUUAAAUGCAGCGCAGAGAUGCUUGAUACUCUCUUAACGACUCUGAUACGAGAGUUACAAAAUGAUACUAUACCCGGCAGACAAGAAGAAGCGAAUAACGUUGCUCGCCGAUUUGUUCGAUCUGUAGCUCGGAUAUUUGUAAUCUUUACAAUAGAAAUGGCGCCCAAUACAACAAAACGAAGAAGUACCAGCCAAGCAUUACAACCAUUAAUGAAGUGUCGUAAAGUAUUCCAAGCAUUGAUUAAAUUAGCCGUCGAGGAAUUGUGUGAGACUGCCGACUCGUUGAUAGCACCCGUGAGAUUAGGUGUUGCUCGUCCUACGGCACCGUUUACCUUGACCAACUCAGCAAUGGAAGUGAUCAACGGCUCUGAGGAAUUGUUUUCCAUAGAACCGCUAAUACCUCAUAGCGGUGUUAGUUCUCAGACUUUAGAUGCCACAUUACAAACGCAACAGGGAAAUAAUAAUAUUACCAUUGCCAGAGAUGUUUCUGCUAUGGACGAGACAGAGGCUGGCGAAGAAGUUCCUAUGGACGUUGAUGGAGACAUCAGCGAGCACGAAGAAUCUGGAGUCUCUGGGACAGUUGCUGGUCAACCACUAGGUGAGAUUGAUAGCAAUGGCGGAGGCGUGGGUGAGGAACAGGCGGGAGACGGCGAAUCCGACACAGAGUUGGAUCUCCUGGCAGAGGCGGAAACGGAGUCAGAUUCCGACGACAAUCACAGCAAUCAAGACGCAGCGUCUGCUCAACGUAGUGUGCAAACCGGUGCUACAGCAGGAUCUGAUGGUGGAAUGGGAUCUAUCUUACUGUUCCCCGAGGAUGAGUCUGGCGAGUCGAGCCAGCAGGAGGACGAUGAAAGCGAGGCAGGAGAAACCGACGAGCAGGAUAACGAAGACUUUCAGAUCGGUGAUGAUCAAUUGGAGCGACGAAGUGGUUCGUCUGGCCAUUUACACCGUAAUAAUCUCGCGCCUGUUUCUAUGCAAUGGGCGAUACGUAAUCGCGACUCAAAUAUGCGUACGACUGGAUUACGAGUAACAGGUGGCAGUAAUCUGGUUUUUAUUGACUCUACGUCAUUAAGACGCACCACUGCAACGUCCGCUGUUGCAGCUGCGCAAGAACCCAUAAUCAUGGGUACUAGCACCACUUGUUUGGCACGUGCAUUUGGAAUUGUUAUUAGACAGAUAGCCGAUCUUUUAGUUAUGAUGCAAGAUUACAAAACGCUAGCGCCCUCUCUGCCGCGACUUAUGGAGAUUACUUAUCAAGACGCGCUGAACCUGCAGAUGUAUCUCGAGGGGCAUUUGAAACCGACGUGGGAUUGGUUGCUCACAGUCAUGGAUGCCACAGAGGCACAACUGAGAUUCGGUGUAUCAUUGACACGUAGCGCGGAUCCUACGCAUCCGGAGCAUCCGUUGAACAAUGCCUCGUCGUUGUCCGGAGGCAAUUUCUCUGGUCUGUUGAAUACAGCGGCGCUGUCGUUGACAUUGCAAUCUAAUACAGGUCGGAAUCAACGCAGUGGUAUCGCUACGAGCUCCAAUAUCUCCACUCCACAAGCUUCUACAAGACUCACCGUUGGUUUUGCAGGCGUUGGCGAACCUUCGAGAAACAGUAGAGAACGCGAAGGUGGAGAUGUUUACUUGGCGAGACGUGAAUUCUUGUCCUAUUGCCUAUCCUUAAUGCGUGCUCACAAUGCCGAACACAGGGACAGCUUGCCGGUGUUGGAUGUUUCCGCGCUGAGACACGUGGCGUACGUUUUCGACGCGCUAGUGUAUUACAUGCGUUCGCCGUUGUCGGAGCCAGUGUCCUCGCGUGGAGAUAGCCAAAAGGAGUCGUCGAAUUACACAGGUUGGAAUGAUCAGGACGAGAACGACAAUGACGAGGGAGAGGAGUACAGUUCACCAGUGCCCACAGCACUGGAGACAGACUCUGUCGAUUACCCUGAUUUACUUCAGGUUCCCAACUGCGGGCCAGGCAAUAACAGUAACAAUGUACCAAAAGGAAGGAAGCAUCCGUUUUUGCAAAGAUCAGACUCGACGUUGUGCCUCGGUUGUCCGCCUCUCGAUCCGUUUGACACUGUCAUGAGCGAGGCGUUGCCGUUAGCCGACCAGCCGCACUUACUGCAACCCCACUCAAAGCGGGAGGAUCUGUUCGGUAUACCGAGGCAACCGGCAACAAGCGCAGGUCCUAAUCAGAAUCCGUUAGAGGGAUUACCAACGAGACUUAGUCUGUCCGCCCGUGGUGCUGAUAAUCAGAAUAUCCCCACGCCGACAUUUAGUCAAAUUAUUCAAAGAUCUGCCUUUGCAUCGUCAGAUGCUAGACGUAGCUCUGUUACAGCUGGAGAUCCGACGUCUGCGAAGCACACGGAAAAGACAAAAUCGUUCGGUCAUACGUUUGUCGCGGAGCAAGUCGAUCGAGCUCCGAUCAUUGUUUCUACUAAUAAUCAAAACGAUCAAGCAGCAGGAAGUACCAAAAGCAAUAGAGAUACGUGUAAAAUGAAUAGAAGCGUUAUUGUUAGAGCUGGAACUGUUUCGGAGCCGAGUUUGAGUAAAGCUGGAGCGUCAGAAAUGCCCGUGUCGAACGAAGCGACGCAGAAUAUAACAGAGGAGAUGGACACGUCCGGUUCGAAUCACGACGCGUCAAUGACCCACGAAACGGUCGAGACGAAUCCAGUCUCGUCCAUCGGAUCCAAUAUAUCGCAUAACAUUCUGCUGGGUCGUUGGAGCUUGUCUCUGGAUCUGUUCGGACGAGUUUUUAUGGAGGAUGUGGGAUUAGAGGCUGGUUCGGUUGUGUCCGAGCUGGGUGGUUUCCAAGUGAAGGAAGCGAAGUUUCGCAGAGACAUGGAGAAACUUCGGAACGCUCAGCAAAGAGACAUCAAUCUGUUGAAAGUCGAACGAGACAGAACACAGCUGUUAGUGCAGACAAUGAAGGAAUUAAAUACGCAUUACAACUUGUACAAUAGACGCGCGACGAACGCACCGCCGUUGGCCGUGCAUCGCGUUAAAGUGACCUUCAAGGAUGAACCUGGCGAAGGCACUGGAGUAACUAGAAGUUUCUACACCGCGAUCGCGGAGGCGUUGCUUGCAAACGAGAAACUGCCUAAUUUAGAAGCGGCGCAAGUGGGAUCAAAAUACACGCAGUAUAACGUACUUCGAAAACUAAAAAGCAGAGAUCGUGAUCAUGAUUUGAGACGACAAAAUCCUCGAUCUUCUGGAAAAUGUCGAGAGACGCGUAGAGCAUUGUCAUUCGAAGCUCGAGUUUUUCAUCCAUCCAGUUCUGUCGAAGGGAGCAAUAAUUCUGGGGCUGGUAGUUCAUCCUCCAAUUCCCAUCCGUUACCUGUUAGUCACCCAAAUAACGAUCACUUGACCAUGCAUCAACAACAACUCGGGGACAGGCUAUAUCCAAAGGUCUACGCAUUGCAACCCGCAUUAGCUGCUAAAAUAACUGGCAUGCUGUUAGAGCUGUCCCCUGCGCAGCUAUUGAUGUUACUAGCUUCGGAAGACGCUCUGCGGCAAAAAGUAGAGGAGGCAUUUGAAUUAAUUCGUAGUCACAGCCAGGACUCGGCAAGGGAAGCGUUGUUGGAUCUCGACGUGUUCAGUUUAAUCGCGCGUUGCGGUGCUACCAAGAAAAAGAUUGAGAACAGUAUUUUGGACGACACCGAGGACAAUGCCCCUCUUUUCUACUCGCCGGGCAAAAGAGGUUUUUACACGCCGCGACAGGGGAGAGCCAGUUACGAGCGGCUGAACGCAUUCAGAAACGUAGGCAGGCUUAUAGGAUUGUGUCUUUUACAAAAUGAAUUGUGCCCGAUAUUUUUGAACCGCCAUGUGAUAAAGUAUAUUUUGGGAAGGCCGAUCCGUUUCCAUGAUCUUGCAUUUUUUGACUCUGUAAUUUACGAAAGCCUAAGACAACUUGUGAUCGAUUCCGAGACCAAGGACAGCAACAGUCUAUUCUCUGCUCUUGAUCUUACAUUCAGUAUUGAUUUAUGUCCCGAAGAAGGAGGCGGAUCGAUUGAACUUAUUCCCAGCGGACGUGACAUAGAAGUAACAGCAAGUAAUGUUUACGACUAUGUGCGAAAAUAUGCGGAGGUCCGCAUGAUCAAGGUACAGGAGAAAUCUUUGCUUGCUAUGAGAGACGGAGUGUUCGACGUACUACCCGAGGGAGCGCUCGACGGUUUAACAUCUGAAGACUUGAGACUCUUGUUGAACGGAGUCGGUGAUAUCAACGUUUCCGUUUUGAUAUCGUACACUUCUUUCAACGACGAAUCGGGAGAACCUGCCGAUAGAUUAGCCAAGUUCAAACGAUGGUUGUGGUCUAUCGUCGAGAAAAUGUCGCAUUCAGAACGACAAGACUUGGUAUACUUUUGGACAGGAUCUCCAGCACUACCGGCAAGCGAAGAUGGUUUUCAACCAAUGCCGAGUGUGACAUUACGACCAGCAGAUGAUCAUCUACCAACUGCAAAUACAUGUAUUUCCCGACUAUAUCUUCCAUUGUACAGCUCUCGUCACAUAUUAAGACAUAAACUACUACUUGCUAUUCAGACAAAGAAUUUCGGAUUUGUAUGAAUAUAUAGAUUCUAUAUAUAAUAUAUAAUAUAUAUAUAUAAUAUACAUAAUAUAUAUAUUAUAUAUGUUAUAUAUAAUUAUAUAUAUACAUAAAAUAUAUAUAAUAGAGAUAUUAUAUAUGCAUUAUGUAUAUUAUAUAUACUAUGUGACCAUGUUUGUGCGCAAUAGCUCUAAAAAGAAGUCACAUUAUUGAUAAUGAUAUAAGAAACGAAAAAGAA
Frieseomelitta varia is the source of this 9638-nucleotide messenger RNA. RefSeq names its product E3 ubiquitin-protein ligase hyd (gene hyd). Gene Ontology annotation, cellular component: nucleus. The record is from RefSeq and is a predicted model, not a curated record. Gene Ontology annotation, biological process: protein polyubiquitination; regulation of double-strand break repair; DNA damage response. The coding region runs from base 937 to 9420 and encodes 2827 amino acids. NCBI's taxonomy places the organism in Eukaryota, Metazoa, Arthropoda, Insecta, Hymenoptera, Apidae. Gene Ontology annotation, molecular function: RNA binding; zinc ion binding; ubiquitin binding. The transcript has 30 exons.